Messenger RNA from Cladocopium goreaui, 474 nucleotides. The record is from the annotation of a GenBank genome assembly. Lineage: Eukaryota; Dinophyceae; Suessiales; Symbiodiniaceae.
AUGGACAGCGUGAUCGUGCUAGAGAAGAAGGAUGUCCCGGAACACCUGUUGGAAAUGAACGCCCUUGAUCGUCCCACAUUCUUGAAAAAGGUUUUGGCUGAACUGGAAGAUUUGGGGGAGGUGGGUGUCAAAAUCUCCCACCACUCGACAUCAGCGGAAGUGCCGCAUGUGACUGCCGAGAAACCCCUUGUCUUUGUGAUGGACGAGCCCAAAGAUGAUGCUGAGCCUGAAGAGCAGAAGAAGAAAAAGAAGAGAAAGAGCACCAAGGGUUCCAAGUUUGUCCCCAAUGCCAAGAACUUUGGAUCUAGGAUUUCCAUCAUAAAGUUCAAGUCUUCCCAGAAGGUCUUGUGCGGAUGGCGUUGCAGGACUGAAUCACUUGUGGACGGUGGCAAGAAGAUUGUCCCCAUUCGACCUAUCGCUUGCCUUUCCGGGGGCAUGGAUCUCGAUGACACGGCUACUGUGCGCCUGGUGUGA